Molecule: messenger RNA, 882 nt
Organism: Tarenaya hassleriana
Lineage: Eukaryota; Viridiplantae; Streptophyta; Magnoliopsida; Brassicales; Cleomaceae
Product: enoyl-CoA delta isomerase 1, peroxisomal-like
Exons: 1
Coding region: 145-882 (245 amino acids)
Biological process (GO): fatty acid beta-oxidation
Cellular component (GO): peroxisome
Molecular function (GO): enoyl-CoA hydratase activity; delta(3)-delta(2)-enoyl-CoA isomerase activity
Source: RefSeq, a predicted model, not a curated record
CUUUGUUGGGUUAAUAAUUUAUCACACAUUUUUUUCAUUUCCGAUUUAAAUUCGUCGGUCCAAUAAAGUUAAGUUUGCAAAACUUUAUUAUAUAUACAUUCGUUUAAUAGUCCCCCUAGCACCACUGUGGUUGUUAUUACAGACAUGUGUACGUUGGAGAAGCGAGGAAACGUCUUCAUACUGACGCUUACCGGCCAUGGCGACGAACACCGCCUCAGCCGAGCCUUGAUCGACGAAAUCCACUCGGCCGUCCACAACAUCCGGUCCGACCCUUCGGCUACACGAUCUGUCCUAAUCACAACAGCCGAAGGCAAAUUCUUCUGCAACGGCCUCGAUAUCGUGGCCGCCCGAACCGAUCCAUCUCUUUUAGAAGUCAUGGAAGCCAAGUUCCGUUCCCUCGUUGCUGACCUUAUCUCCCUCCCUAUGCCCACGAUCGCUGCGGUCACCGGCCACGCCUCGGGUGCGGGACUCGGCCUGGCCUUCAGCCACGACUACGUCCUGAUGCGUCGCGACAGGGGAUUCCUCUACGUGCCCGAGCUCGACGUGGGCCUCGUAGUUCCGGCGUGGUACAUGCCCUUGAUCCAUCUGAAGAUCAGUUCGUCGGCGGCAAGGAGGGACGUGGUGUUAGCGUCGGCAAAGGUGAAAGCGGAGGAGGCGGUGAAGAUGGGGAUUGUGGACUCGGCUCAUGAUGGCGCGGCCGAGACGGUCCAGGCCGCGGUUAGGUUAGGGGAGGAGCUGGUCAAGCGAGCGUGGGAUGGAAACGUGUACGGUCGCAUGAGGGAGACUCUUCUUAGAGCGUUGAAACACCACCGGAUGUUGGGCGUAGGAAUUGUUCAAAGUUGUAAUAUUACUCCGAGUAUAAUAACUAAACAAAUUAUAUAA